UCCCUUGACUAAGGGCAAAGUUCUCUUUGGUGACAGCAGAGACCAUAUAAUAAUAUACGGUCUCUGGUGACAGCUGUAAUUGGUAUAACCUGCAGCUUCAUUAGGUUAGAAUAAUCAAUAUUCUGGUAACAUGAUAUCAUAGAGUUGAAUAACUUUGUUGUAUAUUUUUUGUCAGUGUAGAUCUAGAACAACACUAUGGGAAGACGCAAGAUUCCUCUACAACCACACGGUUUUGUUAAGCCAGGAUUUGAGCUUGUAUGGCAAGUGUUCAAAAACAGCCUUGAGUCAGGCAGUGAGAAGGGAGCUAGUUUUGCCGCCUACCACAAGGGGGAGCUGGUUGUGAAUGUGUGGGGAGGCUGGGCAGACCAGGAGUCUCUCCGACCUUGGAAGGAUGACACAGCAUCUUUCUUCUUCUCAACAACAAAAAGUUUGUCAUCGGUGGUAAUUGCCCACCUUGUGGAUAGAGGAUUGCUGAGGUAUGAAGAUCCCAUCUCCAAACACUGGCCAGAAUUUGCUGAAAAUGGCAAAGGGAAGAUAACUCUGGAGACAUAUAUUAGUAACAGGUCAGGAUUAGCUGAAGUAGAAGAACCUUAUCAGUUGUCAUGGUUACGAAGUGAUCCUCAUCGCCUUGGUGUUGUUCUAGCCCGAGCAAAGCCUCUAUGGGAACCAGGGAUGCAUCAUGGGUAUCAUCCAAUCACGUUUGCUCUGUACCUGGAUCAGAUCGUGAGGCGAACUGACCCACAGAGACGAGGUCUAGCUCAGUACUUUGAGGAGGAAAUAGCAAAACCUUUUGACAUUGACUUCAACAUCGGAAUGCCGAAACAACUCCAACACAGAACGACCCGCUUACAUGUUGAUAUGCAGGCACUCCGGGAUUACUAUAGCAACAAAGCGGGGAACUUCGCUGGAGACCCCGAGAUCUUCGCUCUGACCCUGAAGAACCCACAGGACUGGAAAAGAACCCAGUCUCUACAUGACCCGGACUUCAUGGAUGUGCCCUGUGGAUCGUCUCAUGGGGUAGGCACAGCCAAGGCUGUGGCCAAGUUUCAUGGCAUCCUGGCUAAAGGGGCAGACAGUAAUGGACGCAGGAUUAUCUCCCCUGAUGCCAUAAAGAGACUGCAGAUUCCACUGUCAUGGGGUGCUGACAAGACAUAUGGAGGGAGUGAUAUCUACAGCCUUGGCACAAGUCUACUACCUGUAGAGGAAGCUGGUCAGGUUCACUACAUGGUUGGUCAUGGAGGAUUUGGAGGCCAAUUUGCCCGCAGCAGAUACCAAACAUCACGUCGGAUUUGCCUAUGUUUCCAACUUCCUUGACCCUCUUGCUACUGUGUCAAAGAAGACAAAAUGGCUGCCUCUGUACGAAGCGCUCUUCCAGUGUGUUCUGCAGGUGGAAGGGGUGACAUACGAACGGAAGACAUACAGCACCUUCUCUGACGACCUUCAGCCU
Messenger RNA from Haliotis rubra (blacklip abalone), 1447 nucleotides. RefSeq names its product beta-lactamase domain-containing protein 2-like. The coding region runs from base 196 to 1314 and encodes 372 amino acids. The transcript has 8 exons. The record is from RefSeq and is a predicted model, not a curated record. NCBI's taxonomy places the organism in Eukaryota, Metazoa, Mollusca, Gastropoda, Lepetellida, Haliotidae.